GUGUACAGCCCUAAAUUCGCGUCGCAGGUUGAUGGUUCCAGGCAAAGGUAAACUAGGGCAGGACAUCUCUACUUCCCUCCAACACGAUGAGCUUAUCACUCAUACAAGGCUACUCUUCCGCUGAAGAAGAAGAAGAGCGAUUUACACACGAAGAUUCCGAAGAAGACGAUGAGAACGAAGACGUCAAUCCAAAUCGCUCGGCAUCACUUAACUCUCUCUUCGAUCUCCCCAAAUCCUCGCGCGAUUCUUUGCUCCCGUCCGCGCUCGACGCAUUCUCAGAAAUCGCAGGACCACCGGAAUUUCUCAACAAUGCUAUCGCUGCAGAACAAGUUUCCGCGAAAGAACUCGAUGUGAGAGCGAGACAUGGCGGUCGCAGGGCGCGGAAAGAGAAGAAAGAUCUUCCGCCUGGUGUAGUUGUGGAGGCCAAAGCUCAACUGGUCGGAAUACGUGAACGAGUAAGAAGCGACGUCGAUGGGAAUUUCUCUCCUACGUCAGCAAUUACUCAAAAGGGCUCCAUGUCCUCACCUGCUGGAGAAGGCAAACGGGUGGCUUCUGCGACCAAUCCUGAUGCAAAAGAUGCUGCAGAGCUUCUGAGGAUGUGCCUGCAGUGUGGGGUACCAAAGACCUAUUCCAAUGCACAAGGCAUGGUCUGCCCAAUAUGUGGUGAUCGCCCUCCAGCAGACCCAAACAAAGAGUCUGAAAAGAAGAAGGGAUCUACGAUCAAAGAUAAAGAGAAGAGCAAGAGGAUGAAAGGCCAAUCAAGUCACUCUGCUUGGAAGAGUGAAACAGAGAUGCAACUACGGCAGCAGUUUGAUUAACAGGGUUCAAGGGUGUUUAGAGAGCUAAACUGUAUCUGUAAAGUUGCUAAAUCUCAGGCAGUUCUGUUAAGCAUUACAUGAUGAUUUUAUGCUUCAAAUGGUGGAUUGUAACUUAUGUUCAAGAAUUAUGAUAGGUCUUUUUCUUCUU
Magnolia sinica is the source of this 966-nucleotide messenger RNA. RefSeq lists its product as uncharacterized. The coding region runs from base 87 to 818 and encodes 243 amino acids. Lineage: Eukaryota; Viridiplantae; Streptophyta; Magnoliopsida; Magnoliales; Magnoliaceae. The record is from RefSeq and is a predicted model, not a curated record. The transcript has 4 exons.